CACCUCAAACUACCACAUUCUCUCGAUCAUUCAAAGGUUAAGGGUUCAUCAGCGAGCUCAUAGCCUAGCUAAUCCAUCGAGAUGGAGGCACUCAACGCCAUUUUCAGCAACAAAAUCCGACUCUCCUUAUGCCUUUUCGGCCUUUGCCUUCUAUUGGCUUCAUCGACAAUGUGUUCGGCAGAGCCCAAAACUCACCAGCAUGAGUUUGUUAUUCAAGCAACUAAAGUGAAGAGGCUGUGCAAAACCCACAACUCCAUCACAGUAAAUGGACAGUACCCUGGACCAACCUUGGAAGCAAACAAUGGUGACACUCUUUUCAUCAAAGUUACAAACAAAGCUCGAUACAAUGUCACUAUUCACUGGCAUGGGAUUAGGCAGAUUAGAACUGGAUGGGCAGAUGGGCCUGAAUUUGUGACUCAGUGCCCGAUUAGGCCAGGAGGAAGCUAUACCUACCGAUUUACAAUUCAAGGGCAAGAAGGUACUCUCUGGUGGCAUGCUCACAGCUCAUGGCUUAGAGCCACCGUUUACGGCGCACUCAUCAUUCAUCCUAAACAAGGAGACUCCUACCCCUUCACUAAACCGAAACGCGAAACAACCCUUCUUCUCGGUGAAUGGUGGGACGCUAACCCUAUCGAUGUUAUAAGGCAGGCUACUAGGACAGGAGGAGCUCCAAAUGUUUCUGAUGCAUACACCAUCAAUGGUCAACCUGGUGAUCUUUACAAUUGCUCAAGCAAAGACACUGUCAUAGUUCCUAUAGACUCCGGCGAGACCAACCUUCUUAGAGUCAUCAAUGCUGGCCUCAACCAACCUCUUUUCUUCUCUGUGGCCAACCACAAACUCACUGUUGUUAGUGCUGAUGCCUCCUAUACCAAACCUUUCACUACCACGGUACUCAUGCUAGGCCCUGGGCAGACCACCGAUGUUUUAAUCACGGGUGACCAGCCACCGGCCCGGUACUACUUGGCGGCAAGUGCUUAUUUCAGCGCGCAAAAUGCAGCAUUCGGCAACACCACCACCACCGCCAUUCUUGAAUACAAGUCUGCCCCUUGCAGCCCUAGUUGCAAAAACGGUCCAACAGCUAAACCGAUUAUGCCACAACUCCCUGCUUUCAAUGACACAAACACUGCUUCUGCUUUCACCAAGAGUUUCAGAAGUCCAAGAAAAGUUGAAGUCCCAACUGAAAUCGACGAAAACCUCUUCUUCACUAUCGGUCUUGGACUCAACAAUUGCCCUAAACAUUUCAGAGCCAGAAGGUGCCAAGGCCCAAACGGGACACGCUUCACUGCCAGCAUGAACAAUGUGUCCUUCGUGCUUCCAAAUAACAUGUCAAUCCUUCAGGCUUACCAACAAAACAUCCCUGGAGUUUUCACCAAUGAUUUUCCAGCAAACCCUCCGAAGAAAUUCGACUACACGGGCAAUGUGAGCAGUUCUCUAUGGCAGCCUUUGUCGGGCACUAGAGGAUACAACUUGAAGUAUGGAUCAAGGGUGCAGGUUGUGCUGCAGGACACAAGCAUCGUCACACCCGAAAACCAUCCUAUCCAUCUUCACGGAUACGAUUUUUACAUCCUUGCCGAAGGUUUUGGAAAUUUCAAUGCCAAGACCGAUACCAAAAAGUUCAACCUUGUUGAUCCACCUAUGAGGAACACAGUGGCAGUGCCUGCGAAUGGAUGGGCAGUUAUCCGAUUCGUCGCUGACAAUCCAGGUGCAUGGAUAAUGCAUUGUCACUUGGAUGUUCACAUCAACUGGGGUUUGGCCAUGGUGUUCUUGGUGGACAAUGGAGUUGGGGAACUGCAAACGAUCGAGCCACCACCGGCGGAUCUGCCUGUGUGUUAAGAAUCUUAAGAUUGUAUCCACAGCAACUUUUGUAAAAACCCGGUUACCGGGUUUUCAUUUUUCCCUUAUUUCAGUUGUAUGAUUUUACAUUGUUGUCUUGAGUUCCCCUGCAUUUGGGGGCCUAGUUCUUGCUCUGUUUUAUUGUUCUUUUUUUAUACAUCAAAGCCGAUGUAGAGGAUGUGGUGCUAGGAUUUCAAAAACUGAGCUCACCAUCUGAUUUAGUCAUAGAUAGACAUGCUUUCAUUGAUUCAUAGAUUGUUUUGUACUUUUAAGCAACGUGUUAAAGAAAUCUUAUGGUUUAAUGAAAUCAUCUUUUUCUUGUUA
Molecule: messenger RNA, 2157 nt
Organism: Malus domestica (apple)
Lineage: Eukaryota; Viridiplantae; Streptophyta; Magnoliopsida; Rosales; Rosaceae
Product: laccase-12-like
Biological process (GO): lignin catabolic process
Cellular component (GO): apoplast
Molecular function (GO): hydroquinone:oxygen oxidoreductase activity; copper ion binding
Source: RefSeq, a predicted model, not a curated record